UCAACUUUUCAAGAAAAUUGGAACAAUCGCGAAUCGCGAAAGGUUGUUUUAUCGUCACUUCUAUAUAAAAAAUAUGUUUAUUCAAAUUCGACAGAAAUUACUAUUUAAUACGAUAACGAAAUAUGGGAAACAGGUGAGAUAUAGUACCUCCGUUAUUAGCGAAGUGAAGGAUGAAGUCGAAAAGACAGCGGAGCCGAUGUAUCUACCUAUCGAAGAGUCGAGUUAUAAAGCUAAUUCGAAGAGAAAAAAACAAGCUUGGUAUGAAAAGAUCAAGAGCAUACAAACUGUGGAAGAGAAACUAUUCGAAUUUAAUAUGCCACGAUAUUAUGGUUGGAAGUCGUUACUCUUGAAUGAACAUUCAAUACCAUACAAUUCUUUGUCACAUGCACAGUAUAUUACGAGGACACAUGUCAUCAAAGAGCCUGGUCUUCCAGCAUACUAUAAUGAUGUAAUUUCCACUGAGCAGUUAGAUAGCAUUGUACAAGCAAUAAAGCAUGACAUAGAAGAUAAUAUAAUUUUUGAAUAUUGUAUUAGAAGAAGAGAGCAUGAAAUUAAAACUAAUAUGUUGCUGGAUGAAAAUAUUGCAAAUUUAGACAAGAAAGUAGAAGUAGAUAAUAAUAUAUGUCAAGCACUCAUUCAAAAAAUUAAUAGGACAAUGCUGAUACAUCUCUCUUCUAUGUAUCCAUAUUUAUUACAAGCUGAAAUUGAUAUUAAACCGAGAUUGGAAGCAUCUUGGUUUGCUGGUGGUGUAGAACCUUCUCUUUUUAUGAAGCAGUGCAGAAAGAAAUAUGCACAUUUGAAAGAUUUUGUUGACGACUUGGUAGAUUUGCCUGUUCAGUAUCUAGGUCAGCCUGCCCUGCAUUUGAGAUAUAAGCAUCCUCUAAGAGAAAUUAUUUCUCUAAACGAAUGUCAAAAUCCAGAUUUGGAUGUACCAACAUUUAAGUUAUGUCCAACGGUAUUGACUUAUAAACUUGGUCGAAGACACUUGACUAAUAUUCCUGGAUUUUGGCCUGGUGAUAAAAAUGAGUUUGGAUUCUUAUCUUAUCAUAGUUGCACGAAUUUGCAAGGAAGACCAAAAAAAUAUAAUGAUACAUCUGAAGCACUUACUGUACAGGCAAUAUUAGCAUCUUAUAGUUGGUUAUUGUCGCAAGCUUGUUAUCAAGGUUUUUCUACUUUUAAUGACAUUACAUAUCCCUUAAUCACUCAAACAGUUAUAACAGAUGGGCAAUGGUGGUCAUUCUGUGUUUAUCAACUUAAUACUACAUUAGUACACUCUGAAUACAUCAGUGAAAAUCCAAAACGUAAUAUAUGUUGGAUUACAGAGCCAAUAAAAUUAUUUGAUAAGAUAGAAAAUGAAAAAGUUCAUGGCUUAAAUGAAGAAGUCCUCAAGAUUUUGAUCAAAUUUUACACAAAUAUGCCUGAAGAAAGGAUAGGUAUAGAUUUAAAACCAUAUUUAGGGCAAGUGAUCAAAGUAAUAGCUGAUAUAAGAGGUAAUAAUAGAAGAAAUUGGCUUGAGAAACAGUAUAAGCAUCUUGUAUGUAAUAGGCCAAGAGGCAGACAAAUACCAGAAAUAUAUAAUUGGCAGAAGAUCUAUCUUAUACGACACAAAACUCGUCCAAUGGAUAAGAAACGAGAACCAUGGGAAUAUGGUAUCAGAAUGUUCAAACGUAGAUUAGAUGAUCAUCUGCCAGCUUAUAUACCGAGAUGUUUACGAAGGAAUCCCAAUAAGAGAAAGAUAGGACGAUGGACAGAAACGUAUUAUCCAUAAUUACAA
Camponotus floridanus (Florida carpenter ant) is the source of this 1774-nucleotide messenger RNA. It is a transcript of the gene mRpS30, whose product is annotated as 28S ribosomal protein S30, mitochondrial. NCBI's taxonomy places the organism in Eukaryota, Metazoa, Arthropoda, Insecta, Hymenoptera, Formicidae. Gene Ontology annotation, biological process: translation. Gene Ontology annotation, cellular component: ribosome; mitochondrion; mitochondrial large ribosomal subunit. Gene Ontology annotation, molecular function: structural constituent of ribosome. The record is from RefSeq and is a predicted model, not a curated record. The coding region runs from base 74 to 1768 and encodes 564 amino acids. The transcript is spliced from 4 exons.